Messenger RNA from Solanum tuberosum (potato), 635 nucleotides. Its product is annotated as copper transport protein ATX1-like. The record is from RefSeq and is a predicted model, not a curated record. The coding region runs from base 75 to 395 and encodes 106 amino acids. The transcript has 3 exons. NCBI's taxonomy places the organism in Eukaryota, Viridiplantae, Streptophyta, Magnoliopsida, Solanales, Solanaceae. Gene Ontology annotation, molecular function: metal ion binding.
CUCAAAAGUCCACAUUUACAUAAUUUCUUCUCACCAAAGCAAAAGCUUUCACAUUUUCCUCUCUACAUUUCAUCAUGUCUCAGACAGUUGUUCUCAAGGUUGGUAUGUCAUGCCAAGGCUGUGUUGGAGCUGUCAACAGAGUUUUGGGCAAAAUGGAAGGUGUUGAAUCAUUUGACAUCGAUAUAAAGGAGCAAAAAGUGACAGUAAAUGGAAAUGUGGAACCAGAAGCUGUUUUCCAGACUGUUUCAAAGACCGGAAAGAAGACUUCGUUUUGGGAAGCACCAACACCAGAACCCGAAACAAAGUCCGUGGAAGAAAAGCCCGUAGAAACACCAGCUGAGCCCGAACCAAAGCCCGCAGAAGAAAAGCCCGCAGAAACUGUUGCUCCAGCAUGAUGAUGAUAUAGCUUAAUUAAUGGGCUGAAAAUUUAUACCAUAUGAUUGUGAUUUAUUAUGCAACUUUUCUUUUAUGACUAAAGCUAGAAUGUGAUCUUAAUGAGAGUUGAAAUAAUUGUCUUGUUUGGUUUUCUUGUAAUGUUGAUAGUAAGUUUUGCUAUCAAAUCAUGUAUCUUGUAUUUUAAUUUGUGGAUGUUUUGGAUCAUCAAAAAGAUUACCAUUUGAAAAUAGUUGAAAAUA